GCUGCUGCUGCUGCUGCUGCUGCUUCCUUCUACCAGCAGAGUCAGGAGAGCAAACUUCGGCGAGGACCAGCGUGGGAACAGCAGCAUGGCUCUCCGGCUCCAGGGUCCCCUCCUCUUGGUCUUCCUGGCAGCCCUCCGGGUGGGAGAGAGCCGCUACUUCGAGGUGAGGGACGCGGGCGCCGAGGAGCCCUUUCUGCUGCUCAACGCGGAGCUGAAGAGGGAACUCUCCGAGGGGCAGUUCUACCGCCGGGCGCUGCGAUGCAUUGACAUGCUGAGCAUAGAAGGACAAUUCAGCUUCACGGCACAGCAGCCCCAGCUGCACUGUGCUACUUUCUUCAUAGCAGACCCAACCGAGCUCCUCACAAUAGACUUUGAUUUUGUCAACGUCAACUGUCAAGCAGGAGAUUUCCUGAAGGUGUUUGAUGGCUGGAUACUGAAAGGUGAGAAGUUUCCCAGUUCCUUGGACCAUCCUCUCCCCACCUCCGAAAGAUACAUAGAUUUUUGUGAUGGCAACAGCAUCAGGAGCACCAUCAGGUCAUCACAGAAUGUGGCAAUGAUCUUCUUUGGGAUUCAUGACCCGGGAAGUGGAUUCACAGUAACAAUAAAGAAAAAGCCCAACCUUUUCCCUUGCAAUGUCAUCUCUCAGACCCCUACUGGAAGGUUUACCAUGGUCAUUCCUCAUCAGCGCAGGAACUGCAGCUUUUCCAUAAUCUACCCAGUGGUGAUAAAAAUAUCUGAUCUUAUGCUGGGGCACUUGAACGGCCUCCACUUAAAGAAACCCACCAUAGGCUGUGGAGGAGUAGGAGAUUUUUUGGAGCUCUUGGGAGGAAAUGGAUUAGAUCCCUCUAAGAUGUUCCCUUUAGCUGAUCUGUGCCACUCCUUCCAUGGCCCAGCCCAAAUGAAGAUAGGCUGUGACAACACUGUGCUGCGAAUGGUCUCCAGUGGCAAACAUAUCAAUCGUGUAACACUUGAGUAUCAUCAGCUGGAGCAACAUGAACUGGAAAACAGAAAGGAGAACAGCCUUGAAGAGCUUUGUCUUUCAAAUAUUUGAAAAACAAGACAAGUCACUCAUGAUUGAAAUGUAAUGUUAAUUUUAAGCAGCUAACUUUAUGUAACCUUUCUAGGGUUCAGACAUUUAUCUUUUCUUACUAAAUCAUUUUUUUUCAUUAUCAGAACAGUAUUGAUCCUAGCUUUUCUCCCUUAAGUGUAUUUAGUAUUAUCUAAUACACACGGAUCCAUAUGGAUUCUGAAAGCAUGUGUACACAUCCAUUGAUUCAGAGCAAAAGACAAGCACACACAACAAUUCAGGGUGCAUGUUUCCAAUGGAAGUAUUAUUUCAAAUACUUUUGUAAUUGUUUUGAGUGCACAUGUAACGCUGAGAGCACUCCAGAGUUCACUUAGCAAUUUCCCCUCUUUUGCAUCAGUCACAAGUAUAAAAAGAUGCAUAAAGAGAAAUUACACUUCAAUUUUGUAACUGAACGUUCUGUAUUAGUGUGUGCCAAUUCAAUUGUUUGUUAAUUUAUUGAUACAAAUGUAUAAUUAGUUGUUUUUAAUAAAAUUUAUAGCAUGAAAAAUGGUUUUUCUUCUUCUGGUCCAGACAUGAAUAAAUAUAUUCACAGUAUUGGCAAAAUCUAA
Messenger RNA from Lacerta agilis (Sand lizard), 1635 nucleotides. It is a transcript of the gene CRHBP, whose product is annotated as corticotropin releasing hormone binding protein. The transcript has 7 exons. Gene Ontology annotation, molecular function: corticotropin-releasing hormone binding. Gene Ontology annotation, biological process: negative regulation of corticotropin-releasing hormone receptor activity; hormone-mediated signaling pathway; negative regulation of corticotropin secretion. The record is from RefSeq and is a predicted model, not a curated record. Lineage: Eukaryota; Metazoa; Chordata; Lepidosauria; Squamata; Lacertidae. Bases 86 to 1051 code for a protein of 321 amino acids.